GCCCAACUUCAAGCGUCUCCCCUAUGACAUUCAGCGACACGUUCUCUCCUUUCUCCUCUCUAAUCGAGAUGUCGCCGCAAUGUCUCUCCAGUCUCGGGCUCUCCACUCCCUGUGCGACAUGAAGACUCGUGAAAAGUACCACCAGGUCCGGAUCUCGCACGCAGACGGGAUCGAUCAUGCAUUUGACAUGCUGAUGGAAAUCCUGAAACGGCCGAGUCUCGGGCAAUAUGUCCGUCAUAUUGAUUGUCGUGCCCAUCCCCUAGCCUAUAAGGACUAUGUCGAAUCCAAAAACAUCCGACAGAUUAAGGACGAGCACAUGCAGUUGCUAGAAAAUGCCACUCGUCGAGCUGGAUUCACAGGUUCACAGGAGGGCCGGAUUAUGAAUAUGCUUCUGCAGGAGACUACCUCGGAUCCUGUUUAUAUUCCCUAUCGUGAUAAACCGGACACGAGUGGAGUAUUUGUCCCACAGGCCCUCGCCGCCCUUCUGAUCUCAGUCUCCCCAAAUCUGGAUUCCAUGACCCUGACACUGCCAUUUUCCGGCUGGUCGGGGCUAUACUGGCCUGAACUUCGGGGUGAUAUAGAGCUCAUCAAGUUCCCUCUCGAGCAGCUUCUGCGCGAGACGAACGCCGAUCCCAACGACAAACCGUGGCUUCAGAAUCUCCGAAAAAUAUACAUCGUCAACGAAGCAAACGGGGUCUGGGAUGAUGAACGGUUCUACCAUCGAAUGGACUUUUUUGGUGCUCUGACACUUUUCGACCGUCUUCCAUCAAUUGAGUCGGUCGGCACAGACCUGCUAGAGUGGGACGAUAAUGGAAAGCAGUCGCUAGAACUUGUGUCAUCGAGUUUCAGCGACAUCUCGAUUAAUCACGCCUCCUUGAGCGGUCUUCAUUUAGCUCAAGUGAUCUGCUCUUGCAAAGCGUUGCGGAAAUUUCAGUUUUCCAUUGGGGGCAGAGCAACCAGGGACGGUGGUUAUCCGGGGUUCAGCGCAAAGACCUUCAUCAAGGCCAUCUUGACGCACAAGGAGACACUGGAGGUCUUGGACAUGGAUAUCGACUCGCAUAUUGUUGGCUUUACGACUGGGGCUGAUGAGGAGUCAUUGGAAUAUGAUUUCGAAAUGUAUGAUAAUCGAGCGGAGGGGGAGGAAGAUAAUGCUAUGCCGCUGCCAGAGGCCAUGUGGACACAGGCUGGGUCGUUGAAUGAUUUCCGCUCCUUAAAGCGACUCAGCAUGGGAGUUGGCUUCCUGCUGUACUUUGCAAAGGGCGUCAUGAGCGUCAAGGGCGUUUCUGGGGAGAAAGUCAUGCUGGUGGAUCGGCUGCCAGAGAAUUUGGAGUAUCUGUGUAUACGGGGGUAUGAGAAGGGGGCGAAUCCGGAGCAUGAUAACCAGAUCGAUGCCUUGAUGGAGCUCGUGCAGAUGGGCUCGUCAAAGUUGAAGCAAGUUGAGGGGGUUGAUCAACUGAUUCCCCAUGGGGAGGAUGUUGAUAAUCCCGAUAACAAUCCUCAUUUGCUGUGGGAUCCGGAGGGCUCCAGGUCGGAGUCUGACUUGGAUGAGUCUGAGACCGAAGACAGCGGCUGAGAACUUGCCCGCUGAACAAUUUUGGGCCAAGCACUUACCUUGUUCAUAUAUGUGCUACCUUGUCAUGAAGAGCCUUCCCUGUAUCUCCGUCUUUUCAAUCGCGUGGUAGGGCUGUUCCACACCCCGCCUUACCAGAACACCCCAUAUACACCAAUCUGGUUAAACCCUACUUUGUGGGGUGUCUAUAGAUGGAGCAAGGGUCGGGCAAAACAACACCGGUCAACCGAAAAGGUAUGAUAGAUCUACCAUACAUCUCAACCAAUGACAAAGGGAAUGGACAAG
Molecule: messenger RNA, 1855 nt
Organism: Aspergillus heteromorphus CBS 117.55
Lineage: Eukaryota; Fungi; Ascomycota; Eurotiomycetes; Eurotiales; Aspergillaceae
Exons: 2
Coding region: 80-1573 (497 amino acids)
Source: RefSeq, a predicted model, not a curated record